GUUACAUUGACAGAUAGAUGAUAUUAAUUACAUGUGUAUUGGUGUGAUUAUAAUUGGAGCCUGGUGUAUACAGGGAAAUUAUAAGUUUUAUUUUAUUUAUAUAUAAGCAAUGGUAUCAUUAUUUUUUUCUCAGCCAAUGACGCCUGUAAUGUCGGGACUGGAGGAGCAGGAGAAGCUGCUCGAGGAUGCUAUUGGAGUUGUCAAGGUCCAGGCAUUUCAGAUGAAGCACUGCUUAGACAACGCUAAACUCAUGGAUGCUCUGAAACACGCCUCUACAAUGCUAGGGGAACUUAGGACGUCGCUUUUGAGUCCUAAAAGUUACUACGAAUUAUAUAUGGCAAUAACUGAUGAGUUAAGACACUUGGAAUUGUAUUUACUUGAUCAAUACCAAAAAGGAAAAAAAGUUACAGAUUUAUAUGAAUUAGUACAAUACGCGGGAAAUAUUGUUCCUCGUUUAUAUUUACUCAUUACUGUUGGAUUAGUUUACAUUAAGACAAACCCAUGCUUAAAGAGAGAUCUACUGAGAGAUUUAGUUGAAAUGUGCCGUGGAGUUCAGCAUCCUUUGCGUGGUUUAUUUUUACGAAAUUAUCUGCUACAAUGUACGCGAAACAUUUUGCCAGAUGUUAUUGAAGGAGAUGAUGAGGAGGGAACUGUUCGCGACAGCAUUGAUUUCGUGCUGAUGAACUUUGCUGAAAUGAAUAAACUGUGGGUGAGAAUGCAACACCAAGGUCACAGCCGCGAUAAAGAGCGGCGUGAACGGGAACGAGAGGAGCUUAAAAUUCUUGUUGGGACUAAUCUAGUGAGAUUAUGCCAACUCGAGUCUGUGACACUUGAAAUUUAUAAGAAACUUGUGUUGCCGGGAAUAUUGGAGCAAGUUGUCAGCUGUCGAGAUGCUAUUGCUCAAGAAUAUCUUAUGGAAUGUAUUAUUCAGGUGUUUCCCGAUGAAUUUCAUUUACAAACGUUGAAUGCAUUUUUAAAAUCCUGCGGAGAGUUGCGUAAUGGUGUUAAUGUCAAAAACAUAAUUAUAUCGUUAAUUGAUCGUCUCGCUACAUUCAGCCAACGAUCAGAUGGUGUAGGAGGACCUGGAAGUCCUAGCCAAGCUCCAGGAAUCCCACAAGACGUACAAUUGUUUGAUGUAUUCAGUGACCAGGUCGCUACAAUUAUUGAGAUAAGACAAGAUAUGCCACCGGAGGAUAUUGUUUCAUUGCAAGUAGCAUUGAUAAACUUGGCCCAUAAAUGUUAUCCAGAUCGUGUUGAUUAUGUGGACAAAGUAUUAUUUACAACUGUACAAAUUUUCAAAAAGUUAAAUGUGGAAAAGCUAGAAUUUAACAGCGCUGUUUCGAGAGAGUUAUCCAGACUGAUGAAAAUACCUGUUGACAAUUAUAAAAAUAUAUUAACAGUUUUAAAAUUAGAAAAUUAUGCGCCUCUUCUUGAGUACUUUGACUUUGAAGGAAGAAAAUUGUUGGCUGUUUAUAUUAUUACAAAUAUAUUGGAUAAUGAAACUAUGAUACCCAGUCAGGAGCACGUAGACUCGGUUUUGUCAAUGAUUGCACCCCUUGUCCAAGACCAACCGGACCAGCCGAAUAUUGAAGAAGAUCCCGAAGACUUUGCUGAAGAGCAGGGCCUCCUUGGUCGUCUUAUUCAUCACUUUAAAUCCGACACUGCCGAUCAACAGUAUUUAAUUCUAAGCGCCGCAAGAAAACACUUCAGCGCUGGAGGAAACAAAAGAAUUAAAUAUACUCUUCCGGCGAUUGUUUUCCAAGCUUAUCAACUUGCUUUUACUUACAAAGCCAUCAAAGAUCAAGACGAAAUGUGGCAAAAAAAGUGUCAAAAAAUAUUCCAGUUUUGUCAUACAUCAAUUACAGCUCUCAUGAAAGCUGAACUUGCAGAGCUACCACUAAGAUUGUUCCUUCAAGGGGCGUUGGCUAUCGGAGAAAUUCGCUUCGACAAUUUUGAAAUGGUCGCGUAUGAAUUUAUGAGUCAAGCUUUCUCGAUAUACGAAGACGAGAUAAGCGACUCCAAAGCUCAAUUAGCUGCAAUAACAUUGAUAAUUGCAACGUUCGAACAAAUGAGUUGCUUUAGCGAAGAAAACGCUGAACCAGUGAGAAAUCAAUGUGCUCUGUACGCAAGUAAAUUACUAAGGAAACCAGAUCAGUGUCGUGGAGUAGCUACUUGCUCUCACAUAUUUUGGUCAGGAAAAUCUUUAGCCACUGGCGGGAAAGAGAUGCAAGAUGGGAACAAAGUUCUUGAUUGCUUGAAAAAGGGGAUCCGAAUCGCCAGUCAGUGUAUGGAUACAUCUGUUCAAGUACAACUCUAUGUGGAAUUGCUUAACCAUUACAUUUAUUUCUAUGAAAAGGGAAAUUCUUCUGUGACGGUACAAAUUCUCAAUCAAGUAAUAGCAAAAAUAAAAGAAGAAUUACCGAAUUUAGGAGUUAGCGAAGAGACGGAACAAAUUCAAAAACAUUUGGCUAAUACGUUAGAACAUUUGAAAAAUAGAAUGAAACUUUCAGAGUCUGAGGCACUUAUACAAGCAUACAACGAUCUUGUUUUAUAAUCUAAGUAAAUUUUUUAAUGAAAAUCUGUGUAAUUUUGUAAAUACGCAAUUUGAAUUGUAGAUUCAAAAUUUUUUAUUAUGGUUGGGAAUCUCUUGGGUA
This is a messenger RNA of Cotesia glomerata, 2654 nucleotides long. It is a transcript of the gene Vps35, whose product is annotated as vacuolar protein sorting-associated protein 35. NCBI's taxonomy places the organism in Eukaryota, Metazoa, Arthropoda, Insecta, Hymenoptera, Braconidae. The coding region runs from base 110 to 2554 and encodes 814 amino acids. The record is from RefSeq and is a predicted model, not a curated record. The transcript is spliced from 11 exons. Gene Ontology annotation, cellular component: late endosome; retromer complex; retromer, cargo-selective complex. Gene Ontology annotation, biological process: intracellular protein transport; retrograde transport, endosome to Golgi.